Pelmatolapia mariae (spotted tilapia) is the source of this 747-nucleotide messenger RNA. It is a transcript of the gene b9d2, whose product is annotated as B9 domain containing 2. Gene Ontology annotation, cellular component: MKS complex. Gene Ontology annotation, biological process: cilium assembly. Bases 104 to 631 code for a protein of 175 amino acids. The transcript has a single exon. Lineage: Eukaryota; Metazoa; Chordata; Actinopteri; Cichliformes; Cichlidae. The record is from RefSeq and is a predicted model, not a curated record.
UUUAGCCGUUAGUUUAGCUAGCCGCUAAGCUAGCCGUUAACAUCGGAGAGACAAAACAGGACUUUCCGUACCACAUUUUCUGGUUAAAGAGAACCAGUGUGGCAUGGCAGAGCUGCACAUUAUAGGGCAGAUCAUUGGUGCAAGUGGUUUCCCGGAAAAGACUUUAUUUUGCAAAUGGGGAAUUCAUACGGGAGAAGCAUGGCGGCUUUUAUCCGGGCUGAAGGAGGGUCAGACCCAGGUGGAUAGCCCCCAAAUCGGAGACAUAGCGUACUGGAGCCACCCGAUCGAUCUGCACUACUCGACCAAAGGGCUGCAAGGCUGGCCGAAGAUUCACCUAGAGGUGUGGCAUCAGGAUUCUUUCGGACGGUGCCAACUCUAUGGUUAUGGUUUCUGCCACGUCCCUUCUAGUCCGGGACAUCACCGAAUACGCUGUGCGACCUGGAGGCCCGUGGGCUCCUGGCAAGAACGGCUGGCGCAAAUGUUCGUCGGCGGAGGUCCCCAGCUCCUCAGCCCUGACCUGAUCUACAGCGGGGCGGACAGAUACAGACUGCACACCGAAGCCAUGGGGACUGUGGAGCUGGAGCUGGGCAUCAUCACCAGACACUUUGACAAAUAUGGUGUCGAGUGUUGAGAUUUUGAAAUGGCAGAAAGACAGAAAAUAGAAACAGUUAUAGAUCAUAUUUGAGUCACUUGCUUUUAGUAGAAUUCUGUACUAUUUUUUUUUCUAAACUGCACUAUUUUUUUUUU